Messenger RNA from Culicoides brevitarsis, 1639 nucleotides. Its product is annotated as lachesin-like. Gene Ontology annotation, cellular component: neuron projection. Lineage: Eukaryota; Metazoa; Arthropoda; Insecta; Diptera; Ceratopogonidae. The transcript has 10 exons. Bases 164 to 1639 code for a protein of 491 amino acids. The record is from RefSeq and is a predicted model, not a curated record.
CACAUUCGACGAGAUUUGCUGGUAAUAAUAAUCGUUCAUCGCGUGUGUGAAGAUAAGGUGCAACCAACGACGACGACGACAACGGCAGCAAUACACAUUAGGAGGCACCCCCAAAAUGCCAUAAAAUCUGUCAAUAAAAAUAAAAUUCAAUAACGUGACCGGAAUGUGUGGCAUAAAAUGGAUGCUUUUUGGAUUCUUUUCGUUUGCUUUCCUUCUCAUCCAUGCAGUAAAUGGUAUCACCGACUCACGUAUCGACCAUUAUUUGGUAGAUGAUGAGCAGCCGAGUUUUGGCGCCAGCAUCACCAACACAAGCGUACCAAUUGGUCGCGAAGCUGCCUUAAGUUGUAGCGUCAAAAAUUUGGGCAAUUUCAAAGUAGGAUGGAUGCGUGCCUCAGACCAAACUGUUCUUGCGCUCGGCAAUCGCGUCGUCACGCAUAAUUCCCGUUAUGCCGUUACGCAUGACGAUGCCCAGCCCGGCGUGUGGACCUUAAAAAUCAAAACAGUCCGUGAAUCGGAUCGCGGAUGCUACAUGUGCCAAAUAAAUACGACACCGAUGCAAAAGCAGCUGGGAUGCGUGGAUAUUUAUUUGCCGCCCGACAUUUCGGACGAGGAAUCGUCGAGUGAUCUGACAAUAAAAGAGGGAGAAAAUGCAUCGUUAUAUUGUCACGCACACGGGCAUCCGACGCCGAGAAUAACGUGGCGCAGAAACGACGGUACACCGAUUUGGUUGUCAUCGUCAUCAUCGUCGUCAUCAUUGCCCUCGACAACAGCUCAGAGUGUAAACAACAAAAAUGCAUCUGGGACAACAACUGCAGCGAAAAUAGCGAUGAAAAGCUCAUCCACGAUAAAAGUUGAUACGUUUAGUGGGAAUUAUCUCAACCUAACACAUGUACAGCGUGAACAAAUGGGCGCCUACUUAUGCAUAGCUAGCAACGAUAUUCCACCUGCGAUCAGUAAACGUGUCGUACUCAACGUACAAUUUCCUCCGAAUGCCAGUACGCCACGCGCUCUCUUCGGCUCGUAUGUCGAGUCCGACGUAACUGUCGAGUGCAUAAUCGAGGCAUUUCCUUUGCCGGUCAAUUAUUGGAUUAAGGGAACAAAGCCAUUGAAAGCAUACGAUAUUGACAAUUAUUACAAUGCCAAUUCCAUGAAUCACAUUGGGGGAGGCAUGGAGCAACAGCAAUAUCAACCAGGUUCAAAGGAUGAAGUAAUUUCCCUCAGCGAAGCGGACGACGGAACCUAUACAUGCAUAUCAACAAAUACUUUAGGCAAGGCAAAUAAAACUAUUAGGAUUUAUGCGAUGAAACGACCAACUACAACAACGACAACAACAACACCUGAACCAACGACGACCACGACGCGGGUGUACACGACAACCACAACUACUGUGCCAACAACAAGGAGCACGCCACGCUUCACAACGUCGCCCCCAUCGACAUCGACAACAACCACAGAAAAUUAUCUUGAUUUUGCGUACACAAAUAGCCAUUAUCUCGAUCAUUUUAUGGGCGAUAAUUAUGUUAAUCAACACCGUGCAGUACACUCGCCGCCAGCACAAACGGGCGGCGCAUCGUCACCCAAACUCUUGUUGAGUAAUUGCCUCAUAUCGAUAAUGAUUUCCACGUUUUUACAAAGGUGA